Molecule: messenger RNA, 1689 nt
Organism: Pollicipes pollicipes
Lineage: Eukaryota; Metazoa; Arthropoda; Thecostraca; Pollicipedomorpha; Pollicipedidae
Product: cilia- and flagella-associated protein 157
Exons: 3
Coding region: 496-1689 (397 amino acids)
Cellular component (GO): ciliary basal body; cilium
Molecular function (GO): microtubule binding
Source: RefSeq, a predicted model, not a curated record
AUCAAAUCAACUGUUCCACGUCUUGAAGGUCUAUCCAAUAAUCUUUCAUCCUCAGAUGGUCAGACAUUCGGCGGGUUCUUAGACGGGGCGGCGUUCGCCACUUCCCGGAAGUUGCCGCCUGGCAGCCGGUGCCGACUCACGCCACUUCAGGGGCUCAGCGCGUUGGCUGUGGCGGCCGCCGUCCAAUUGGCAGUCACGGCUCAGCAGCUGCUGCUCGCAUCGAUACCACCAACCAAGCGUGCUUACGCCGCCCUAGACGCCUCACGCGCGCUUCGGGAGGCGUUGUCAUGGAAACGAUGGAUUAGCCAGCCUUUUGGAGUGUGCCGUGCAUAGUGUCGGCCCACAGUCGGUCGGUCGGUGGCCGUGGCAGGCACGGGGGGCGCUGAGGGACUGGGCACAAGCUGUGCGAUGUGAUUGGAGUCGGGGCAGCGCCGCGCUCAAACGGAGGCAACCAUUUGUUCAGGCGCACAUUGGUGUCACACCAAGUAAUCAACAAUGGGGAAGAAGAGAGGAAGGGGAAAGAAAGGCAAGAAGGGGAAGAAGAAGGAGAAGAAGGUCAAGGACAUGACCGAGGUCACGAAGGAGCUGUUCGAGAUCACCGUCAAGGACCUGACGGAGAAGCUGGAGCACUGCCGCACCAAGUGCACCAAAUUGCAGGAAUCGAACGACGACCUGACUGGCCGCAACACGCAGCUGACGGCUGACCUGGGCGACGUCAUCAGCUUCUUGAAGCUGCAACUGGAGCAGAAGCGGGACGAGCUGGCAGAGCUCACCGAGAGGCUGGAGGGCCUGGACGCCCAGCGGACGCGCGAGCAGCAGGAGUGCCGCGAGACCUCAGAAAAGCUGCAGAGCGACAUGAAGAAAAUGCAGGCGGAGCUCACGUCCGAUGUGCAGAUGCUGACCAGCAAGUUAAACUCGCUGGAGGAAUUCCGGCGCAUGCGCGAGAGGCUGUUCGAGGAGCGGAAUGAACUGGAGCACCAGCUGGAGCAGCAGAAGGAGGAGGCGGAGGAGAUGGUGUACCAGGCCGACAAGCAGCGCAUCAUCGACAGUGACCAGCUGAAGCGUGACUCAGUGCGCAACAUCACCGCCGUGGCGCAGGCGUUCCAGCAGGCGACGCGACGCCGCAUCAACCAGACCACGCACCGCACCAUUCGCGAAAACAUCUGCCUCACCUCGCAGAUGGUACUGGUGGCCGAGAAGGCGCGCCAUCUGGACGAACGCAACGCGCGCCUCCUCGAGCGCAGUGCCGAGAACGACCGCGUGCUGGGCGCGCUCGAGUGGACGGAGCGCUCGCUGGUCAGUGCCACGCGCAAGCACGAGGCCGAGCUGGCCGCGCUCGAGGAGCGCAACAGUGCGCUGGCCGAGAUCGCGCGCGAGCGCGGCCAGCAGACGGAACGCGACAGCGACAUGGCGUGCCGCCUGCGCCGCCUGGAGACGCGGCUCGCCGAGCAGCAGCGCCUGCUGGAGGCGGCCGCCGCCGAGCAACACGAGCAGGCGCUGCUCGCCGCGCGCCUCGACGGCGAGCUGCACGAACAGACGGAGGCGCGCGAGCGCCUGGAGGCGGUCGUGGCGCACGCCGGCGUCUGCUGCGGGAGCUCGAAGACGUGGCGGAGCAGCGACGGCCCGAGCAACGCCCGGCCGAACCUUAGUCGGGAGCUGCUGGCCCAGCAGCGGCCGGCCGGGCUCUAG